AACCAACCUCCGGAUCUAGCUCUUAUCCGUUUCUUGUGGGAAAGAUUUGGUUUCCAUGAGCUGUUCCAUCCCAUAAUGCGUGCCUUGUUCAAUUGAAGUUGGAAUCUAUCGCUUUUCCCACCCCCCGCAUCCCCCAUACCAACCUCCAUAGGCAGAAUACAGCCAUGUCGCAGCCCCCGCGACAUGCUUCGAUGCUGUCCGUCAGCAAUACAGGGCAAGGCCCUGUCCCUCCCAAUGAGAAGCCCCUGCCUCCACCCCAGAUACAAACAGCAUCCCAGCCAACCCCUGGGCUGCGUGUCCCAUCAAACCGCAAGACCAUCUACGAUAGACACCUAAACCGGAGCCGGAACUCGGAACUCAGUCGAGCGAGUUUCGCGUUUCUAUUCGGAGAGAUGGUUACGUAUGCUCAAAGGAGGGUAACGGGCAUUCAAGAUCUAGAGAGACGGCUGAACGAACAAGGCUAUCCUCUGGGCCUCCGCCUUCUCGAUCUCCUCUUCUACCGAACAAUGUCUACCUCCUCUUCAUCAGCCCUAUCCAGCUCCUCAACUUCCGCUUCUCCUCCUAAUAGACCCCUUCGAAUCCUUCCCCUGUUGCAUCUUAUCCAUGGCCCCCUCUGGCGACUCCUUUUCAAUCGUCCCGCCGAUGCUAUUGAACACUCCGUCUCUCCCGAUACACCGAACGAAUAUAUGAUCACAGAUAAUGACCCUCUCGUCAACACAUAUAUUAGCGUCCCCAAAGAAAUGAGUAUGCUCAACUGUGCCGCCUUUGUAGCAGGCAUCAUCGAGGGCGUAUGCGAUGGAUGCGGCUUUGAGGCCAAAGUUACAGCUCAUAACCAGUCAACUGAGAUGUGGCCUGCACGCACAAUCUUCCUUCUACGAUUUGGAGAAAGCGUUAUGGAGAGAGAAAAGGUACUAGAGCGGGCUGGAGUCAAAUAAAUAAGGGAGGACUUUUACUUAAUUUGGAAGAUGAUGUCAGUUGCCAAUGACUUCAAUACCUUGGCUUAUAAAAAGAAUCAUGACACAAACUUCUGAAAUCGGAUAAUAUACUCAAAUCACUCUCUAGGGUUGAUCAGCUUUGCUUGGUGGUAGAGCGUCAGCCAUGCAAUGGGAUAAAGGGGACUACUGAAAGCAAUUACGAAUGGCGUUUCAUGUCUAUCUAGGGAAAGGAAUGGAUGUCUCUUUAUAUCUGCAGGCAAGACACCGAUUGGCCUACUUUCGAUACAUCACCAGAAGAUACCCGAAUUACACAAUUCAAGCCGCCAUACUGGCGUCAUUAAACACCAGAAAAUAUAUAAGUUGGAUGAUAUGUCAAAAUGUAUUAUUUUUACAAUGUCAUGCAUCAUAACCUUAGGCCAC
This is a messenger RNA of Aspergillus ochraceoroseus IBT 24754, 1355 nucleotides long. Its product is annotated as trafficking protein particle complex subunit 5. The coding region runs from base 165 to 935 and encodes 256 amino acids. NCBI's taxonomy places the organism in Eukaryota, Fungi, Ascomycota, Eurotiomycetes, Eurotiales, Aspergillaceae. Gene Ontology annotation, biological process: endoplasmic reticulum to Golgi vesicle-mediated transport. The transcript is spliced from 2 exons. Gene Ontology annotation, cellular component: TRAPPI protein complex; TRAPPII protein complex; TRAPPIII protein complex. The record is from RefSeq and is a predicted model, not a curated record.